This is a messenger RNA of Nicotiana attenuata, 1439 nucleotides long. Its product is annotated as PRA1 family protein E-like. Gene Ontology annotation, cellular component: endoplasmic reticulum; Golgi apparatus. The record is from RefSeq and is a predicted model, not a curated record. Lineage: Eukaryota; Viridiplantae; Streptophyta; Magnoliopsida; Solanales; Solanaceae. Gene Ontology annotation, biological process: vesicle-mediated transport. The coding region runs from base 168 to 791 and encodes 207 amino acids. The transcript has 2 exons.
AAAGAAUAAAAAAGCAAAACGACAAUUCAUUGUCAGGCUGUCAGUCAGUCUGCUCGCACCUCAUCCUCCAUUUUUCCAAAGUUCUAAAUCUUUAAGCUAUAAAAGGAAAAAAAAAUAACACAAGCACAACAAGAAAAUCUGAGAUAGAGAAUAUACUGAAUUUAAAAAUGGCUAUUUCUGAAAAGCCCUCCAAUUAUGGCACACUUCCAACUUCCACCCCACCACCCACCACAGCUCAUUCCGCGAGGAAACCCCCUCGUCCACCACCACCUGGUCCACUACCACCACAACCACACCGCCCCUCCACCACCUUCCUCUCAACAACCAGAUCCAACACGGCCACGCGCCGUCCAUGGCACGUGUUCUUCGACUACACCGUUUUCUCCCUUCCCUACAACUACUCCGAAGCCAUGUCGCGCGUGAGGCGCAACCUCAACUACUUCCGCGUGAACUACACCAUGGUAAUCCUCCUCAUUAUCUUCCUCAGCCUUAUAUACAACCCAAUCUCAAUGAUCGUCUUCUUAGUUGUAUCUAUAGCUUGGUUGUAUUACUUCAGUGAAGAGCCAAUUGUAAUAUUGGGGGCCCAUUUAGACGAUCGCCUUGUUUUGGUUGGUUUGGGUUUGGUUACUGUCAUUGCCUUGGCGUUUACUCAUGUGGGUCUCAAUGUUUUGGUUGCUUUGGUUAUUGGGUUUUGUGUUUUGGGCCUGCACGGGUCGUUAAGGGGAACUGAGGAUUUGUUCUUGGAUGAGAAUGAGGCUGCUGAAGGUGGCUUGCUUUCUGUUGUCAGUUGAGGAGGAACAAAUCAGCCCUAGUUAUAGAUAAAUGCAUUUUUCUGAAAGAAGAGAUUUUGUUAAUUAUUCUUGGAUUACAUUGGUGAAGUAGUGGUUGCAAAAGUGUAACAUGUCAAGGAACAUUUCCAAUUUGAAAAGAUUGGAUUUUUCUUGGAGGGGUCUGCCUAUAGAUAGGCAAAGGCCUAUCUUUUACUACUGUGGGUUCUGAAUUUGCAACUGGUUUUAAGUGAUGUCGAUGUUUAUUCCACUCUAGUCAGGCUGCUAUCCAUAUCUAAGGGUCACUUUCCAGACCAAAACAUAUCACUUCAUUUGCUCAUGGUUCAUGCAUGUAUCUGUGUGAUCGCGUUUAUAAAAUCUGGUUGUCACGGCAGUUAGCAACUUGAACUGGAAAAAGAAAGAAUAAGUUGCUCUUUCCUUUUAGAUAUCAUAAACUUGACAGAUCCUUAUCAAAAAAAUCAUAGACAUGAUAGCUCAUAGCUGAAAAUUCCAAGGUGUAUGCAACAAACUAGGGAAAUUUCUUCUUGUGAUAGCCUUUCAAGUGUUUUUAACCUUAUUUGUUUGUAACUUUGUAUUUAAGCUAUUCACACUCAGGGGAAGCUGACCUGAAUACAGUUGAGAAAGAAAUCAAAUCCUUUUGCUGUUUAUGCU